This is a messenger RNA of Botrytis porri, 321 nucleotides long. RefSeq lists its product as uncharacterized. Bases 1 to 321 code for a protein of 106 amino acids. The record is from RefSeq and is a predicted model, not a curated record. The transcript has a single exon. Lineage: Eukaryota; Fungi; Ascomycota; Leotiomycetes; Helotiales; Sclerotiniaceae.
AUGUUGCUAGACCUCUUAUACUUCCACGUUCUGAAUCCCGCCGUGGCCACUGACGAGUUGAUCAACCACAUUCACAGGAAACUAGAGGAGAAAGAUGCCAGACUGAUCACAAAAUGUUUCACGUCAAUGAAUCCUUGCCACACUUGGAAAUUGGACUCUGACGAAGGGAAAAUUCUUGUACCUCUAGCUGAUCUGGAAUUGAAAUUGAAUGAUAUGCCCGAGAAAUAUCAAAAAGACAACGAGAUAUUCGUCAAAACCUUCUACAAACAACUGGAGAUCAAGAGACAGGGUGAAGAGCUUGCGAGUAAAAGAAACCUAUGA